AUGUUACAAAUAGCAAAGAACAACUUACUUCUUCAGAAGACUUUGACUGAAAAGAUAUUUCCACAACCCGAAAGCUCUUUAAAGUCUUUGGAUAGAAUUGUCACUGAUUUCGACUUUACUACUUACCAUGUUUCCAACCUAGAUGAUAACAAGGAAUUGAUCCUCAUAUCAAUAUACCUUAAAUGCUGGGAUGACUUGGUUAAAUAUGGAGUGUUCAACUACCUAAAUGAAAAAUUUGCCAAAUUUGAGGGCCCGUUGACGAUUUUACCCAAUGGUGAAAUUGAGCAAGGUUAUAAUUAUUCGUUGGUUUUGGAUUUGAGUAAAUUGAAUUCAAAAGACGAAGAGUUCAAGCUUCAAUUAAUUGAAGAAAUAUCAUUCUUGAAGAGGCAUGCUAUGGCAGCUCCAUUUGAGCAAGCCUUUAACCGGUAUGAUGAGUUGACUCAAACAUAUGCAAACAGCAAUACUUAUUCGGAAGAGAUUCAAUCAGAAUUACAAAAGGAACCAGUAUUAGUUGUUAAAUACCGUGGUUCAGAUGAAAGUAUUUAUAUUAAACCUUCAUUUGACAGAGUUACUGUUAUCUUUUCUACAAUAUUUCUUGAUGAAACUGAUAAGAUAUUUGGAAAAGUGUUUCUUCAAGAGUUCGUCGAUGCAAGAAAGAGAUCUGUUCAAACCGCACCCCAAGUUUUGUACUCACAUAAGGAGCCUCCUCUUGAUAUCCAAAAUGUUAUAACUGCGUCUCGUGAUGAUGACAAAAAGGGUUAUGUGACAUUCGUCUUAUUUCCAAGACAUCUUGUUAAAGGCGACAGAAGGGAAAAUUGUAUUUCACAUAUUCAGUUCUUUAGAAAUUAUUUUCAUUACCAUAUCAAAUGUUCCAAGGCAUACAUGCAUUCAAGAAUGCGGUAUAGAGUCAAAGAAUUUUUAAAGAUCUUGAAUAGGGCUAAACCAGAAAAUAUAGACGAAGAUGGUAAAAUCAUUGAAAGUAGAAAAACUGCUAGCGGUAGAAGAUUUGAUGCUGGAAGAGUUUAA
Messenger RNA from Priceomyces carsonii, 1026 nucleotides. RefSeq names its product Arc35p (gene ARC35). The transcript has a single exon. The record is from RefSeq and is a predicted model, not a curated record. NCBI's taxonomy places the organism in Eukaryota, Fungi, Ascomycota, Pichiomycetes, Serinales, Debaryomycetaceae. Gene Ontology annotation, molecular function: structural constituent of cytoskeleton; actin filament binding. Gene Ontology annotation, biological process: Arp2/3 complex-mediated actin nucleation; actin filament polymerization. Bases 1 to 1026 code for a protein of 341 amino acids. Gene Ontology annotation, cellular component: actin cytoskeleton; Arp2/3 protein complex.